Molecule: messenger RNA, 1152 nt
Organism: Drosophila ficusphila
Lineage: Eukaryota; Metazoa; Arthropoda; Insecta; Diptera; Drosophilidae
Gene: lin-28
Product: protein lin-28 homolog
Exons: 5
Coding region: 293-889 (198 amino acids)
Molecular function (GO): nucleic acid binding; zinc ion binding
Source: RefSeq, a predicted model, not a curated record
CAACGCGAAGUCAGUGUGACGAAGUGCGUCGUGCGCAGCGGCAGCGUUUUUCCUUUUCCCCUAUUUCUAUUUGGAAACCCAAGAAAACCGAGCCGAAAACUCGAGCUGUAUCUCUGUGUGUGUGUGUGUGUGUGCGGUCAGUGAAAAGUAGUACAGAUACAUCUGCAUCUGAGUGCUCCAGUGAAGCCACAUGUGUGUUCGUUGGCAGGAAAACCAUGCAUUUGCUGUAAAGUCUUAAACGCCGAAUAUUGAAACGUAAAUUUAGCCACUUAACUGGGAAACUAAUCAACACAUGGAAAACCUACUGAACACCAUGGAAAAUCUGGUGCUGGAAAACGGAGUGGAAAGGAGGAGCAGUCAGAGCUCGACUUCGUCAGCGAAUCAUGGAAAUCCUGCGAAUCCUGCGAAUCCUGCCGAGGAAUGCGGCUGUGUGCGAGUGGGCAAAUGCAAAUGGUUCAACGUGGCCAAAGGAUGGGGCUUCCUUACUCCAAACGACGGCGGUCAGGAGGUGUUCGUUCAUCAGAGCGUCAUUCAGAUGUCCGGCUUCCGUUCGCUGGGCGAGCAGGAGGAGGUGGAGUUCGAGUGCCAGCGGACGUCCCGCGGACUGGAGGCCACCAGGGUGUCCGGCAAACAGGGCGAGAACUGUCACGGCAGCACCUACAGGCCACGCAUAAAUCGCCGGACUCGCCGCAUGCGCUGCUACAACUGCGGCGAAUUCGCCAACCACAUUGCCUCCGAAUGCGCUUUGGGUCCUCAGCCGAAGCGCUGUCAUCGCUGCCGGGGAGAAGACCAUCUCCACGCCGACUGUCCGCACAGAAAUGCGAACCAAAGUCAGAGCAACAACAGCAGCAGCAGUGGAGCACAGGAGAAGAGCCCGGAAGCCACUUAGGGAAAAUCAAAAGGGACCUGUGGAUUGGUAGUUGGAAGUUACAAACUUCUUUGACAAGUACAAAUGGAAAUCUAAAAAAACACGCAUCAAAUCAAAGAAACCCACGUACAACAAAACUAGCUACUAAACUUAGAUAUUAAAAAGGGGAAAAAACAAACCCAAAAACCAAGUUAGACUAAGCUUAUCCUUUACUUUUAUGUUAAUUUUAGGAAACUAUUCAAUAAGCUUUUUAACUAGAGUACAAGUAAAUGAAUUAAGCUAGA